GGCGGCUGCAGAAGUAGCAGCUGCACCAGGGAGCUUUGCCAAAGAUCUGCCAGGGCUAGGCAAGGAGCCGGGGCCGAAGAUAACAACAGAGCAGCGACUCUGCGGAGGAAAGACAGAAGGAGAAAGAAGGCGAGACGAACGUGCAAGAGGUCUGCAAAGGGGACUUCCAGAACGUGGCCCGCCUGCUCCCAAAUGCUGGCUAGAGAGCCCCCCUCCAUCCACAGCAUAAAUGCAACCUGAAUCAGCCGAGGCGUAUUGCACCAGAAUAAAAGAUUUAAGCUCGCAGGAAAGGGACUGAACGCACCUCUGCUCUCCUUCCCACUGGAAAGGGCUCGUGCAUGUGCCUAUGCGCGCGCGCACGCGACCGCCCUCUUGACUAUUUGUGUAUUUCCCCGCGUAACUCAGUUCAAAAGAAAAGCAUCACCUCUCGAAAGGCUCGGGAACUUUGGCUUGCCUUCUCGUGCGGGGAGCGAAGAGAAGGGGGAGGAGAGCAGCUCCCUAGGAAAUCCUCCUUGAGUGCUGAGGAGCCCUCCUGAAAAAAUAAGCGCACUCAUCAUAAUACAAGGAUACAUCUGGACUCUGUUUGCGUUUCCUGGCUUUCCUGGGGACGAAGAUGCUGUCCUGCGGCGUGCUGGAUGCAAAUGUAGUGGACGUAGAAAAAAGGCGAAAUCCCUCCAAGCACUAUGUGUAUAUCAUAAAAGUAACAUGGUCAGACUCAACUUGCCAGACUAUCUACCGCAGAUACAGCAAGUUCUUUGAUCUCCAGAUGCAACUCCUGGAUAAAUUCCCCAUUGAAGGAGGCCAGAAAGAUCCCAAGCAGAGAAUCAUCCCCUUUCUUCCAGGUAAAAUCCUAUUCAGGAGAAGUCAUAUUCGAGAUGUAGCUGUGAAAAGACUAAAACCUAUUGAUGAAUACUGCAGGGCACUGGUGAGGCUUCCCCCUCACAUUUCCCAGUGUGAUGAAGUCUUCAGAUUCUUUGAGACCAGACCAGAGGACCUAGACCCUCCUAAAGAGGAUUAUGGCUCCUCAAAAAGGAGAUCAGUUUGGAUGUCCAGUUUGUCUGAUUCUCCAAAGAAGGCUAUUGCAGGUGCUGACACUAACUCUGAACCCAUGAUCCUGGAGCAGUAUGUGGUGGUGUCUAAUUAUGAGAAACAGGAGAACUCUGAGAUUAGCCUGCAGGCUGGAGAGGUUGUGGAUGUAAUAGAGAAGAAUGAAAGUGGUUGGUGGUUUGUAAGUACAUCAGAAGAGCAAGGCUGGGUCCCUGCCACCUACCUGGAAUCCCAAAGUGGAAUUAGAGAUGAUUCUGAAAUUAAUAUGUCCAAGGGAGGGGAAGUUUCUAAGAGACGCAAGGCUCACCUGAGGCGCCUGGACCGGCGAUGGACACUGGGAGGGAUGGUCAACAGGCAGCAGAGUCGAGAAGAGAAAUAUGUCACAAUCCAGUCGUACACCAGCCAAGGGAAGGAUGAAAUCGGAUUUGAAAAGGGAGUCACUGUGGAGGUCAUUCAAAAGAACCUGGAAGGAUGGUGGUACAUAAGGUAUUUAGGCAAGGAGGGCUGGGCCCCAGCUUCGUAUCUAAAGAAAAUAAAAGAUGACCUUUCAUCUAGGAAAAAGAACUUAACAGGACCAGUGGAAAUUAUAGGAAACAUCAUGGAAAUCAGCAAUCUAUUGAACAAGAAAUCCUCGAGUGACAAGGAAACUCAGUCAGAAAGUGAAACUGCAGAAUCCCACAUUACUAAGAAGGAAAUAAGCUUGCCCAUCUUAUGCAAUGAUUCCAAUGGCAAUGCCAUGAUGGCUCAAGACAAGCAAGUCUCAAAACUGGCACAAGGAUCUCCUGCCAUAGCACGGAUUGCACCUCAAAGAGCUCAAAUAAGCUCUCCCAAUCUAAGAACAAGGCCUCCCCCAAGAAGAGAGUCCAGUUUGGGCUUCCAGCUACCUAAACCCCCUGAGCCACCAUCAGUGGAAGUUGAAUAUUACACUAUUGCAGAGUUCCAGUCUUGUAUCUCUGAUGGGAUAAGCUUUCAUGGAGGACAAAAGGCUGAGGUUAUUGACAAGAACUCUGGUGGCUGGUGGUAUGUGCAGAUUGGAGAGAAAGAAGGCUGGGCUCCAGCAUCGUACAUUGAUAAAAGGAAGAAGCCCAAUUUAAAUAGGAGAACCAGUACUUUAACUCGACCCAAAGUCCCUCCUCCAGCACCUCCCAAUAAGCCAAAAGACUCUGAAGAAGGAAUAUCUGCUGGAACCGUAACAUCUGGAGAUACCCAGGAUUCCACACCCAAGCAACAAUAUGAGGAACCAGAAUAUGAUGUGCCUGCCUUUAGUGUUGACUCAGAAUCUGACCUGAGCCAGGGAGAAGAUGGAAGCUUGGAGAGAGGCAUGUUCCAGUUACUUAAGCGUUCCCCUGUGUCAUCUCUACAAAGGACAAACAUGAGAGCUGGUGAAUCAUCUGAAGAUGUGGCUCAUGAAGAAGAGACAAUCUAUGAAAAUGAAGGAUUCAGACCAUACAUAGAAGAUGCUCUGUCAAGCAAAGAGUCCAGUGGUGAUUCUGAUUCUCAAAGAAGUUCAUCAGUGUCUUUGAUCCAGAAAAAUUCACCAUGUUCUGUUUCUCCCAAGUCAUCACUUCUCAAGCCUAAAAGUGACAAGGGCAUUCAACCAAACCUUGGGAAACCUAACUACUUCAGGAAUGAGGAGACAAAGCCAAGGUCAGCUUCAGAUGCUGGUUUAAGUAGUGUGUCUAAAUUGGGUCUAAAGAAGGAUCCUGGGGAGAAUGUAUCUAGCAGAGCAAAACCAAUGGUGAGACCUAAACCUUUCCUGAACAAAGCAGAGUCUCAGAGUCAAGAAAGGAUGGACAUUAGCACUUUACGCCAUCAGCUAAGACCCACUGGACAGCUCAGAGGUGGACUUAAGGGUUCAAGAAGUGAGGAAUCUGAAAACCCGCCACAUACAGCUUCUGGAAAUCCAGAUGAGUCCUUCAGAAGAAGCUCUGCAGAUCUCAUUACAGUUCCUCCUCAUACCAUAUUCUCCUCAAACCAGCCAGCCAAAACAGAACAUGAGAACAACUCCUCAAAAUGUCUCUAUAUAACUACUGACUCUUACCAGAAAGUUCAAGAUUCUGAGAUAAGCUUCACAGCAGGGAUUGUGGUGGAAGUAGUGGAAAAGCAAGCAAGUGGAUGGUGGUACUUGAAAUAUGGAGACUUAGAAGGAUGGGCUCCUUCUCACUAUUUGAUGCCCUGUGAUAACCAGCAGAAAGAAACCACAUCCAACGAGACUAACAAGAACAGAAGAAAUGAAAGCAAAUCUAACAGCUUGGAGAAGAUAGAAAAGAAGGUCCAGGCACUGAACACUAUCAACCAGAGCAAGAGAGCAACACCUCCUAUUCCCAGUAAACCUCCUGGUGGCUUCUCCAAAACAUCUGGACCUGUCAAAUUGCGAAAUGGAGUUAGACAGCUAGCAGUGAGGCCACAAUCUGUAUUUGCCUCCCCACCACCGAAGGACAGCAACCUGUCUUGUUCCCUGCGUAGAAAUGAAUCUCUCACUGCCACAGACCACCUGAGGGCAGUACGCCGCAAUUCUUCUUUCAGCACUGCCCAGUCACAGAUUUGUGAUUCUAAGAUAAAACAAGCUGAUCGGUUGGGCUCUGAGGCAUCUGAGACCACCUCAUAUCUACCUACUGAGCGAAAUGGAAUCCCAGUGUCCACAGUCAGGCCCAAACCCAUUGAAAAAUCCCAGUUCAUUCACAAUAAUUUAAAGGAUAUCUACAUCUCCAUUGCAGACUAUGAGGGAGAUGAAGAGACUGCUGGAUUUCCAGAAGGUGUCUGCAUGGAGGUAUUGGAAAAGAAUCCAAAUGGCUGGUGGUACUGUCAGAUCAUGGAUGGUGGGAAACCAUUUAAAGGAUGGGUGCCCUCAAAUUAUUUAGAGAAGAAGAAUUAGAGUUGCAGUGUCUUUAAACUCCCUAAUUUAUACUUUUCUACUGUGUACUUAACGGAGGCAAGGAAAGAUACAGUUAUGUAUUUCCUCUUGCUUUGUCAUGUAUACAAGGACAUUCAAACUCUGCUUUGCUUGGAACAGCAAGUUGGCCAUGUUUUGAGGGUGUGUGAUGAGUGAAGGGUUGGCUGCUUCAGCAAAUAUCAAGAAAAGGCAGCUGGAACAAAUGCCUUUUUGAGAGGUGAAGUCUUUCACAAACCAUGUGCAACAGGGUACAUUAUCCCAUCAUCCCGUUGUAAUAAUAGGAAACCAAAUGUGUGCCUUUCACAGUAUAUUUUGAACCUAGGUAUCCACUAGGGAACGUUAGGGAGUUGGUGCCAAACCUGGACAUGUUACAAAUUGCAGCUUGUUGAUUUUCUUCCACGAGGAGUCUGUAAGUAUUUCCAAGCUGUGGAUGUUUUCCCCAAGAUGUCUUUCAAGCGUGCAGCAGGGUAGGUGGUGAUACUUUUCCAACCCCAGUCCUCAACGAGGACAUUCUUCUUGGCAGAUAAUUAUUUGAAGACUCGAAGCCUUUUCAUUGUUCAUUAUUAGUAUCUGACUUGAACUAUAUUUUCCCAUUAGUACUUCAUUUCUCUCUCUUCCCUUCAAUAGCAUUUAUAGUGCUGUUCUCCUGUGGUAUUCUCCGACAGCAACUGUUAACUUUCUGUUGGGAAGGGUCAGAACUUUUUUAAAAAGGAAUUUGAAAUGUACCAAAAUCAUAUGUGUUUUCUAGGUGUUUGUAAACACACUAAAAUGAUACUUUGUGCACAACUUUUGUGCAUAUUGGCCUCUAAACUUUUGUGUUUAGGUUCUUCUGGGCACCCAAUAUUGAUGCUUCUUUUAGAAUGUGUCACAUAACCCAAUUUUAAUUGAGACCUAUUCAAAUCUCCCUAGUUGGGUCAUGCAGUGUAAAAGUUCUGUGCAUAGAUAGGGAAUGUUCAUUAUCCAUAACUCAGAUGGGGAAGCCUUGGUUGCAUGAAUCUCUUCACUAUAUCAUGACCUGAUUGGUUGGGCAGGCUUGCAUAAUCUCAGCCAAAGGGAAGGGAUUUCUUGACCACCCGUAUCUUUUUCUUUUUUAGUUCCUCCUUUUUUGUACACAGCUUCAAGAGAAUUCUUCCCUAUUGUUCCUCCCCUAUUGCUUAUAUGAGGUUCCUAAAGCUAUGUAUGCUUCCUGUCCUCUACCCACGAAUGCUGCUAGGCUCCCAGCUAUCACAGAUGCAAGGCAUGUCUUCUGCUUGGGAAGGUGAGCUGAAAUUCCUGUACUGAGGCAGCAAUGGCUUCUUCAAGAUUGUCUGAAGUUCUGUUGACCCUUUAGGGCUAUUGGAUUAGAAUCCAGUGAUCCACAUGUCCACUAUAUGAAAAUGAGGAACAAGUCUGGCAUCUAAAAUUUUAUUUUCACAAUACAGGAUUCAUCACAGAGAAAAAAGUUCAAGUGAUUGAACAAUCUCUCUGUCUCAGUGUUAUGUAGAAGUAAAUUCUGGAGUUUACUCAUACACAAUAUAUUUCCAAUCCAAAGCCCACAUUUGCCAGAGCUUCCCAUUCUUUUCAAUGAAUAGGAAACAUUUCUACAUGCACAGAGGGAUUGAAUCCACACUGUGCAUAGAAAAAAUUGUUUAAUCAUAAAAGAAAAUGAGUUUUAUACAUAACUUGUAGUUUUUGCAUCAUAGCCCAUCAACCCUUCCUAAAAGAUACUGAAAAUGCUAGAUUGAUUAUGCCUAUGCCUCAAAAGAAAGGGGAGCUCACACAAUGUAUGUCGCUUCAGGCUUUUUCAUUGAGCCAAAUAGUAUACGUGUUUACAAAGAAGGGGAGAGAGAGAAGCAGCUCUGGAUUGUUACACUCUGUACAACCUUCAUAUAUUUUGGGGAUAUCUAUGUUCUGAACCAUUUUUUCCUUUGAAAAGAAAAGCAUAAGAAAUUCUAUUCUGUUGCACUCACUGUGACGUUAGUUCUGUACUGGGAGGAAGGCACCUGAGUUUUUCACACUUACAUAGAAAUUUCAUGCAUGCUCCAUUAGGUGGAGAACAUUGCUAAUCCUGGAAGCAUAUGGUCACUGAUUUUUCCCUCUCUCCAUUGCUCACUUCAUUUUCUUUUCCAAUUUAUUUAUGAUUUCAAGAUAUGAUACUGUGUGGAGCGACACGGACAAGAUUAAAACCACUGGGGAAAAGGCUUGGGCAAAAUGUAUUUAUUUUGAUGUGGCUUCAAAGAUCUGCUCUUAAAUAAACCCUGUAUCUAUAAAAGAAACUUCAGAAGACCUUUGCUUAAGAAGUCAGACAAGAGCUUGAUGUCCUGUCUUGAGGGUCAGCAUUUUGUGUAUUGAGAGGGAAGAAAACCCAUUGAAUUUUGCUGUAACCAUGACACAAUAAGUAACUCUUGUCCAGAAAGCAUUGAUUCCUGUUAGCAGUUUGAAGAUAAAAGGACAGGAAAUUUUUAAUUAGUUAAAACUAAAGUUUUCUUCCAAAGACUUCAGUAUGCUUUGAAGAGGGGGUGUUUUGUUUGACUGCUCCCUCACUAUUAUGCUGUUCUUGCCUCUUACUAUGUUUAGUGUUACUUGAGAACUUGUAUUAAAAUUACCAUGGCAAGUGCCAAGGGAUUGAUUUCUGCAGCUCAUGUUGCUAAUGGCCUUUCACUUUGAUCACCUGAGACACCAUCAAAGUUUGACCCACCCAAGUUCUGUAGCUAUAUUUCAAUCAGCACAGACAAAGAGAUGGUUUGGGGCAAGGAGGGGAAUGGGAAAGGCCUGUGGAACUUCACUAAAAGUGAUGGGGAGGAGAUCUUCAUCUACACUGUGAAAAUGGUGUGGAUUUGGUCCGAAGCAGCUAAACCCAUCUUAAAGCUUUACUUCCCAAUGCCUAGCAGCUCUGUCUUUGAAGUUUCCCUCCAUUUUUAAGUCCUGAUAAAAUCUUAGCAGUCAUUUAAAAGACUGACAAGAGUUGCUGUGAGAUUAUAAAAGAAAUAUUAUGUUCUUCUGCUGGACAGUAUUAAAUAGAGCAAUACCUAGAGUAAUCUGCUAGAUUGCAGUACUAAUAGUAGUGAAGUAGCAAUUCUUAUUAAUGUUUUUAAUGGUUGGUUUUUAACAAUAAUGAUGAGGAAGUGGUUCAUUAUUUUGAAUUAAUGCACUUUAACAGUUAAACCAAAAUGCAGAAAAUCAAGUGCAUUAUUUAAAGAUGCAGUAUAUAAUUAUCAUUUUUAAAGUUCAGCUAUUUAUUAAAAUAAUUUAUGAUUAUUUAAAAAUGUACUAUACAGUUUUGUUCUAAAGAUGCCAUCAUCUCCUGGGAAAUCUAAAAGUGCAAAUCCCCAAAUUUUGCAGUGAGCUGUUGGAUUCUCAAAAUACUGUUAAUUCAGUUAGCAAGAAUUAAAUUGCUGCCUUGAGAAAAGGGCAUGUUUCUUAACAAAGAGCCAUGAGCUACCUAAGAAUUCUGCUCCCUUGAGACCCAGGUAAUAAGAUGGGAUAGAAGUGUUUUAAAUAAAUAAAUUCCUAAACAUACCCUUGAAGCAUCUUCUUUGAGAAAUCCAUGGCAAGUAAGUCAUGAGAUCUCCAAGGUUCUCUACCUUUGUUUCAUGUGCUACCGGCUACCAGCUUUUGUAUUCUUGUAGUGCCCAGUGCUUCACUGAUGAAUACAAACACUUCUUCAAUCAUGAGAUGAGUGGAGGCUCAUUACAUGCUAAAUUAAUAAUUCUGAAGAUGCUUCUUCAAGCGGUCUCUGAGAAUAUCAGCAUUUCUUGCUGCAUCUCAGACUUAUGGCUGGUCCAAAGUUGUAUUGAUGAUGAAUGUGGCUUUUCUUGGCUGUCUUGUCCAUUGUGAUAUUACUCCCCAGCAACCAAAGCUAUGCCAUUCCUAGCUAUGUCUACAUGGUAUGAAAUAAGCAUGGGAUACGUAAGUGCUGACUUCUUGCAAAUAUCUUGGGCUCAUAAAAAUGAGCCCAAUUGUCCAUCAAAAAUUGCUUAGGAUUUCUAAACAUAUUUAGUCAGAAGGGUCUUUCACACAUCAAGCCAACAACCCUAGCUUGGCCCAACAGGGCACUCUAGUCACCAAUCUCAUAAUGACUUCUUUAAAAUUAUGGUGGUUGAUGUCUAUGGGGGUAGCAAAGUUAAUGACUCCUGAAUUUGAACUAUUUUGCUCUGUAGUCUUGAUUUUUCCAUCUUGCCUAUAACAAAAAAAAGUCUCUUAAUGUUGGGAUGACCUGGAGUAGAUUUCAUGAUGUAUGAAAGUAAUAUUUGGACCCAGGAGUGAAGGAGUGAUGAUCGUGUAAAGGGCACUAGCAAGCACCUUUAAAAAAAAAUAGUCAAUUCACUGUGUCCCUGCACCCAUAAGGUACAAUUGCUCAUACAGGCAACUUCUUUAACAAAUCAUUACAGGGAUAAAUUGUACACACAUCUACAUUCUCAGCCAUUUUGAGUGACUGGUCUUCAAGAUUUCUCCAUAAGAAACUUUCCCCCAUAAAUUCCCACCCCAAAAACACUUAUAUUAUUCAGGGAAGGCAAGCCAACUCCGUUUUUAAAACUAAAUUUGUCAAAACAUGGUGAUUUAUAAACAUAAUAAAAUGCACCUUUGAACCAUUUUUUAUUAUCAACCACAGUACCUAAAUCCAUUAAAAAAAUUCUCUAGGGAGCUGCUGAAUAAAAUAUUUUGUGAAGUCAGAGUGCCCUCUUGUGGAUAGAGGGGUGGCUUCUAGUUUUCUUCCUGGUCGUUCAUGAUAGCUUUGGACAUCCGUGCAUUAAAAAAAAAAGUGUGAAAAUAGGAUUGAUUGAGAUAGCAAACAUAAAAACAGCUUAAAUUUUAGACUAAAACUUAAAAUUUGAAACUUUUGUUCUGCUGUAUACUGCAACUUUAAUGAUAAUGAGCACUUCUGAGUUCGUUAUUGCGGUUUUAUAUAAUGCCUGAAAAGAUGCUUUUCCCAUUUUUCUAAAUUCAUUGUUUAAAGCUUAUUUAAGUGUAUCUACCUAGAACAGUCACCUGUUGUAGUUUCUUUGUCAAAAAAAGGCUAGCUUUCCCAAGCAGCAAAUAAGGAGGUGGCAGUCUUGUUUCUGGAUUGUACCACUACAGAUUGCAGGUGCGGCUCACUCAGCGACAAAGCUGAAUGUGCCCCCCCCAACCCAUCCUGCAUAAAGCAUAUUUGCAUGAGAGGGGCAGAGGUGAGACUACGGUCCAAAUCCAACUUUGCAUCCUCCUCUGCUGCACUUGUGAUUACUAGGCAAAUUGAACCUGAAAUACCGUGGCUAGGAUCCAAAGAAUUGCUAGGGUGUGUACUUUCCAAGUGACAAACAACUUGUAAGACUUUCCUGAGUUUGUUUCUUGAAGCAACUGACUAUACAGCAUGGUGGAGAUGUUCCUGAUUUGCUUCUACUAAAUCUAAAGCACCUUUGAGCUCAUGGACCUAGCUGCAAAGAUUUUUGGAUCCUGGCCCAUCUUUCCAGUGACCGGUAUUUUUUCCAAAACCCACCUCUGUGUACAAAAAAAAGGCAUUAAUUUGAAACAAAUUAAGUUCCACUAGUUUCAAUGAAAUUUAUUCCCAGUAAAUGUACUUAGGAUGACAAAGUGCAAAACAGUUUGGGGUCGAACUUUUCAAAUGUGCCUUUUUGUAAGUAACAACAUUAAAUAGCUCAAAGACUGUGUAACUCAGAUUCUGGAACAGGUAAGCAAGUACAUUUGGAUUCCAAGUUUGUAUUGCAGUAAUAGAUCGGCAUUGACCCCAAUGUACAGUUCCAAAGCUUCCUUCAGGAACAUUUUGACGAAGGCAUUAUGGAAUUGCAUUUCUUUUUUUAAAAGUAUUUUCAGAUAUUAGUGUGAUAUAUUUUAUUGUAAAGUAUAUUCAUUGCUGUCCUCUGUUAGAAAUGUUUUACUGUUUUCUAUCAUUUUAUCUGAAAUGGAACAGAAUCUGGUAAAGCAUUAAUAAUUUUCAUAUUACUAGCAUUUACUAAAUAGGAAUGUUAUUUAAGUUUUAGAUCACCAUAGGUAGUUUGUUCAUUUAAAUUUUUGUCAUAUUUGUUUCAUCUUUUUCCCAAAUACUUUGCAUUUUCAAGAAAAAAAUCCAAUGAGAGGAUAUGUGCAAUAAUGGAAGAGAAGAAACAGGGCCCUCAUACAGGACUCAAAGUGGGAACGCACAGUGUGAUUAAGUCUCUCAUUUUCUUAUCAUGCACUCUUGGGAGAGGGAGUAGGGAUGGGUAGAAGGGAGCAAUCAAGCCACUAGGUGAAAGAUUUCUGGUACAAAUUAAUUAUAAGUACAAGUUAAAGAUGGCUGAGAGUUGUUGGAUGAGUGCAUCACGUUCAGGGAAGAAUGUUUGUGAUUGUUGUUGUUCAUCCCCCCCCUGCCCCGCCCCGUAUGUAGUAUUCCUCCCUCAGGAAACCUCAUUUCUUCAACUAAGCACACUCUAUGCAACAUGAGUGUCAAAGCUGCUGCCGCUGAAUGGGUGCAUUGAAUUGGAUCCUAUGGAUGUUCGGUUGGUACAACAGAGAGGAGUGGUGAUCCUGCCUGAUUCUCCUUCUCAGUGCAGCCCCCAGAACAUCCCUUCCCUCAGCAGCCCUUCUGUAGGAUCCAAGUCAUCGUGUCCUGGCAAAACAAUCACUCUUCAGCAUGUGAAUUUAUCACGUGAUCGAAGAAAAGUAUGUCGAAAUAGUUUUUUACCUCAGAAUGCUGUAGUAGUGCUCUUCAAAAAUUAGCCCAUUAAACAGGAAGGUGCCAUUUCAGCCUGACCUCAUUCAGUGGCAACCUUUUUGGUUGAAUGCCCACUGGAACUAUUUCAUUUUUAUUUCUCAAAAUGUUCCCAAUUUUUCUUUGUCCACUUAACUAACAAAGCAGUUAAGAGAACAAUGUUGCUUGCUGCUUUUUAAUAAAAAGAAUAAAUUUUAAUUGCAUUGGCACAUUUCAUGCAUUAAAACAUUCCUUUUCAUCUAGUUGUUAGGAGAAAAGAUGCCUGAAAGAAACCUUUAAAAUUUUCCUUACCCCACCCCCAAACCUUCUUAGCUUCAAAAACUGGCCUACUUGUAUUUCAAAAUUACUGUAAGCAUCCUACUGAAAGGUCAUAUUGAGGCCUGCAACUUUCACUGUACAUACUUUAAUCAAGUCUCUCUGGAAUACUGCUGAUUAGUUUAGACCCUUCUUUUGCCUUAACAAUAAACUCUUUAGUUUAAUUAUCUGGAAUUGAAAGAUGUUUGUAUAUAAACUACAUAGCAAUAUGCAAGAAAACGGAGCUUUGUUGAUAACCACUGAACCAUCUAGUUGGGCAUUUUAUUUCCUCAUCAGAUUGAAUAGCUGAACAAAAUAGUCAGCAUCCACUUAGCCAAUUUCCUGUCCUUUUAAUCUCCUUGUGAAUCCAAAGUAACAGCACCAUGGACUCCUUCAUUACAUCUUUGUCCUGUCGGUGAGUCCUGGAUGAAUCUGUUGAUGGGAACAUCACUUGGUGUCGUUGAGUCCAUAAAAGUCAAGUGAUCCUACAGGCUUCAUUUGGAAAAUCAAGUUAUCACCUUAGGAUUUCAUUCAAAUUAGAACUUAACACUACAUGCAAACUAGAUAUUUUACCAAGAGAACUAUAUUGCUGAUAAUACACCAGAUAUUUUAAAUAUCUAAAGGAUUUCUGCAGCUGAAUUCUCCAGAGUCUAUCAGGCACAAUCCUUGCUUCCUCCUAGAAAAUCUUAGUAUACAUGUUUGCAGUCAGUCAGGGAUAUUGUAAAUAAUUGAAGCAUUUAACAGGUACAAAUUGGGAGAACAAUUUGCUAUGUAAAUAAUAAUUCUUUGUUGUUAGGGAUGUGGGUUUUUUCCUCUUUGGCAGAUGUAUAGAGAACCCUGACAAACACAUAGGAAGAUUAUCCAAUUUUAAAAUAAUCUCAUAGGCUUGUGUGAAGGUCUGUACUGGUGUCUUCAAUUCACCUACCAUUUCUAUUCACUAUUUGAAUGGGGCUAGCCUGCAAGUCAUGUACUGUAUUAAGGCUUUCCCCAGCAUCUGUGAAGUUUUCUGCUGGGGUUCUCUGUGCAGGCCCUUCAACUGCUAUAGGCUACACUUCAUGACAACUUGCAGUCUUCUGUAAGAGCAGUUAUCCCUCAUUUUUGGAGGGGAGUGUGUGUGUGUGUGAGAGAGAAAGUGUGUGUGUGUGUUUGAGGUUGGGAAAAGAGGUUGAGUGAAUUUAUCCUUGCAACGGGGCAUGUUUUGCAGACAUUUUGAGCAAAACUUGCAUUUAAGAUACAAAUUCUGCAUUCAGGGUUUUUCGUCCUAAGUGUGAUGCUUUAUUGGACCCAGCAUAACCAAAGGCACAGUAAAUGGGUCUCCUUUUUCCAUUGAGGUUUACAGGGUGGGCUGGCCCCACACGACAUUUUCCUUUGUUAACGAGUGCAAUUCUUUCUUUAAAACCAAAAAGGACUGAAAGCUUCACACUGUCGUUUUUGCACUUUCCCCCUCUGUGCAACACAACAGCCACUCUUGUCCUGUGUUGAGACUCCUGUUCAUUACAAAAUUGAAAUAUUUUGGUAAUGGUCAAAAAGAAGUAACUGGAAUAUGACUGGGGAGGGAUUGGUUGGAUUUUCCAACAACUAAUUGAACUAGGAAUACUCUCAUAAUGACAUUUAUUACACAAUUUGUCACUGCGGCUACUCUUUAUGUAUUUGUAUGUUUAAAAUAUAUCAGUGGUCUGUGUUAAACAGCAUCCUCUGUUAAUGCCAAAAGCUCAGUUUCAUGUUUCAUCAUAAAAUAUGGAAUCUGCCUCCUGAAUCCAUAACCCAAAGAGGUAAGGCAGUGUGUUGUGUAUUUGAUGUUUAUCAUGCACAUUUUACCGUGAAAUUUUGUAAAGGUUCAUUAAAUGAUUGAAGCAACCUCUGAUUGCACUCAGGCUAGCCUCUAACCAAGUAGUUCGGCACCCCCUUUUCAAUUUGUUGUUAGUAAGCAAUGAGACACGGGACCACGUGGUGAUUUCCCACCUUGUAGCAUUUUAAAAUUUGGCUUUGCAGAAUUCUGUGGAUUUAAACCACACAUUUGAGGGGUGAUUGGUGUGCCAUUAUGUUCUAAUUACAUUGCAGCUUCUGUUAUACAAGUGGGGAGUAGUGUGAGGGUAAGUAUUUUGAAGGUGCAGAAAGGUUUAUGCAGGAAACCAAAAGAAGAGAAAAAAUGUAGUCAGUUUUAGCUGAAAGUAAGAGCAAGUUGUCCCUAAAAUGGGUCAAGAUUUUAACCCUGCGAAAAGCAGUUGAGAAGUAGUAGAUUGCCUUGUGACCUGUUACAAAUCUUCCAAAUAGUUAAUGUAGUAUUAUCCAUUUAAUAGUCCUUUUGAAUUAUAAAGGGAAUGUAACGGAGGUGUGAAAGAGUAUGUUGGCAAGGAGAUGGUGCAGCAUGUGUGGUUGGUCCUUGGGCUGUGUGAUAGAGAUGGAUGGCAGAGUGUGUUUGGUUUUGCUUGGCUUGUUUUUCCUAAAGAAGGUCUCUGCUUGUGGCUGGAUUGGUUACUGCUGCAAUUUAAGUUGAAGAUUGCAAGUUUUUAGGGUUUUGUUUUCAGAAAGUAUACAGGAGGGAAUCAAUAAUGGUGUGCAUUUUGAAUAGAGAAAGGGCCAAGUGAUACUUGCUGUAACUAGAAGAGGAAGACAAUAGGGUGGGAGGACAGGGGAAAGCAAACAUGGGCUGUUUCCACACACGUUGAAUAAUGCACUUUCAGUGCACUUUAGUUAUCCUUUAGAAGUGGAUUUUGUGUUUCACACACGAAAACCCAGUUCCAAAUGAUCAGUAAAGAGCAUUGAAAGUGCAUUAUCCAACGUGUGUGGAAGCAGCCAUGGUUAACUUCUUGGUUGGAACUGUCCACAAGACUUGUGAUUAUUUUUUAGAUGUCAGUUCCUGAGGUUACAGUUAACUGGACAGAUCUUGUAUCUCUUACCAAGGAUAGUGAUGUACAUAGAGGAAGAAUGUAGUAUUUAUAGGCAGAAUAUAACAUUGUUUGUAGCCACUCCAAGCACCUUGGCUACACUGACAUUAUCUGCCCAAAGUGGCUUUUUUUCUUUAAGGCAAUGUGCAUCUUAUAAAAGAACCACCAUGGUGAAAUUACCUUUCCACUCUCCCCACCAUAUCUGUAACGGUAUAUUUGUCAAUGUGGUGGUCUAAUUGUAUAUACAGUUACUGGAUUUCCUCUAUUCCAGAUUUCUUUUCAAACAUGAGGCCACCCUGUACAAAUAAUUAGUCUUUUUAUCACCAUAGGUUUUAUGCUUAGCCAAAAGGCUUUGCCCAGAGCUAAAUCUAAUAAUGAUUAUAAUUCAUAUAAGGGGCAGAGUCCUAACUUGUACAUGACAUUGGUACCUUCAAUCUGCAUUCAGGUGCUGGAGUCUUGUCUCCUUUUGGGAGUGUAUUUUGAGUUUUGCUGUCAAAUCCAGAAUAAUUUUGUGGUUACCCUAAUAAUGAUUUGUAGGCACAUUUUGACCUUUUAAGUAUUGAAAUUCUGGAGAGGAAUCUGAGUUGCUGAAAGUGGAUUUGAGAAAAUAAUGGCUUAGGAGACAUGCAGAGGUUCUUUUUUACUUUUAUUUUGUGGAUCACUUACCACAUAAUAUAAUUAUUUUUAUACAUUCAAGAAGACUGUGCAUAGGGAGGAACAUAAGCAUUUUAAGAAGUGAAAAUUGAUUCUAAGAAAUCUAUAUUAAAUAUUCCACAUAUGAAAGGUUUCCUCCCACUCUUUCGUUCUGGAUUAAUGUGGAAUAUUUAAUCAGAGCAGCCUGUGAAAAGAGGAUUAUGAAAAUAGAAUCAGGAAUAUCUUCCUCACUUUAUUAAUUUAGAUUCAAAGAGUGGUCUUUCAAGCUUUCCUUAAGAUUUAUAUUACAUAUUAAUUUCGCCUACACAUCAGUAUGAAUGUGUGGAUUUGAUAUGUGUUACUAAAAAACAGACCAUUAAUAUUCUACCACUCACACGUGUACCCCUGUGCUGAAAUUUGUACACCAGGUAUGUUUAUAAUAGAUACCUAAAUAUUUAGGUAACUGUUAUUACAAUCCUAAGAAGUUACACCCUUCUAAGCCUCCUAAUGGAUAUAGGUGUAACUCUGAUUAGGAUUGCACUGUGAUAAAAACUUGUAUAGGUGUUGAACAUUUACAAUUCUGCUUGCUGUCAACAUAAAUGGGUGGAAUAAUAAAAUACCUUAACAAUGUUUUUUCAACACCUGAUUUUAAGUAUCCUCAUCUGGACAUUGCAAUAUAUGAAUUCCUCAGAUUUCUAAACACAGAUUCAAAUAUUUUUGGUUCCGUAUGGAUAGUAUGAUAGUUGGCAUCUGCAAACUGCAUUAAUACUGAUUUAAAAACCCUAAGGCCUGAAAUUCCAUAUGGAGUUUUGUCCAAGCAUCUGGCAUUACUGAUGCUUGACAAAUCGACUGAUCUGUCUGUUUCAGCCAUCCUAAAAAAUUUUAGCCACAUAAUUGUAUUUUCUGGAGGGGUCUUUGCCUAACCGUUUAUAUUCAGGUUUUAUUAGCUGAAUAUCAUCUCAGAGAUCCUAUGGAAUCUGAACUCAUUAGAAGCUGGCACAGCAGAAUGUCAACUUAAAUUGGAUCUCAAAGAAGAAAAAGCACCUAGCUUUUGUGUGUUAAUAUUAUGGCAAAUUCUGGAUCAAAAAAGGAAACUUGGAGCACGAGACAUCACCCUACACCUAGGUUCUGCACUAUAAUUGUGUCUGGCUGAAUGUGUGCAAUUUGUUUAAAAUGUCUUAAGACUGGCCUUAACAGCAAAAAGAACAGCCAUGAUUACUUUGUGGUGGAGUAUGAAUGCUUUUCAGGACAUCAAGCAAGCAAUCUCCAAUUUUAUUUGUCUUCCAGGAUCCCUUGCAGUGACACUGAUGUUGGGAACAUUGCAAAGGAUUCUGGGAUAUGCUUGUUGGCUUAUGCAGUGUGUGCACAUAGAUAUACAUGCAAAACUCUGAAAAUUUGCAAGUGAAUAUCCUUGCAUGUGUUUAUAAAGCAAAAGUUCUUUGAAGAAAAAGUUCAGAUUUCAGCCUCUGUUUUAUUCCCAGUUUCUGCAAUGUGAAAUCACAACACCAUAAUAUUCAGUAUGUCUCAGGCAGAGAGAACUUGAUAAUUAAUUGUACCUCACAGUCAUCUCCCAGUUUACUCAUUGCAUGGACCAAAAUUGGUGCUAAUACAAACUUUAAUUCAUAUAUUUAUGUGUUUCAUUGAGUUUUAAGUGUUUUUUUUAAUUAAAGAUGUAUUGUUCUUUUUAACUAAAAAUCUUACCUUGGCAUCAGGCUUCUGGAAACCCAGAAAAGAUCUUCGGAAUUCUGAUGUAUGUUAAAGUUAACAUAUUUUUUAGUUCAGGUGGGGAGGAUAAAGGAUACUUAAUCUUCAAAAAUUUGCAAAAUAUAAGAUUUGAUUUGUGACAACUUUUUUAAAAAAUCCAUUUGUUUACAUGGUCUCUUAUAUGUCUUAUGGAAAAAUAAAAAAAUGAUCUUUUUAA
Messenger RNA from Eublepharis macularius, 16340 nucleotides. RefSeq names its product SH3 and PX domains 2A (gene SH3PXD2A). Gene Ontology annotation, biological process: superoxide anion generation. Gene Ontology annotation, molecular function: protein binding; superoxide-generating NADPH oxidase activator activity; phosphatidylinositol binding. Lineage: Eukaryota; Metazoa; Chordata; Lepidosauria; Squamata; Eublepharidae. The record is from RefSeq and is a predicted model, not a curated record. The coding region runs from base 614 to 3922 and encodes 1102 amino acids. The transcript is spliced from 15 exons.